Molecule: messenger RNA, 2710 nt
Organism: Struthio camelus australis
Lineage: Eukaryota; Metazoa; Chordata; Aves; Struthioniformes; Struthionidae
Source: RefSeq, a predicted model, not a curated record
AUGUGGGACGGUAACCAGAUGCAGACAGCCGUGCUGCCAGGCCACGCUGAGCAGAGGCACGGGAAGGGGCUCCCCAUCUGUGGCCAGCGCCGGAGUGAUCGCGUGAUGUGCUACCAGGGCUUUGGGACGUGUCAACGCGUGGGCCUGGGAGCCUUCGCUCCUCGCAGCUGGUUUUAUCGGGCGCUCCCUGCCGCCGCGUUAACGGCUACACAGCGGUUAUUGUGUGAAAUUCAACUUUGCAAGUUGGCUGUUUUAAAAAUAACCCGGGUUGAAGAGCUCAGUAAGGAAAUCCAUAAUAGGAAGAAGAAGGAGAAAGAGACAUCUAGUGUAGAAGUACAGACAGAGGACUAUGCUGCUUGGUCACAAACAGAUUAUUACUACUAUGAAAAUUAUUACAACAGCGCUGAUGCUCAAGAUUGUGCCUCUGAACUACCAGUGCAGCACAAUCAUGAGACUGAAGGCACUGAGCCUAAUUUGGUGGAAGAAUCACAGGCAGCUAGUAAUAUUCCUUUAGAGGUGGAUAGCACUGAAGUUGCUGAACGUGGAGAAGAGGAAAACUUCAUCCAGAAUUCCCAGGAAGCAGAAGAUACUUCAGUCCCGGCGGGUUCGCUGGCAGAGAGCUUGAGAGCUGCUGCAGAAGCUGCUGUUUCACAAACUGGAUUUAUUUAUGAUGAAAAUACAGGAUUGUAUUAUGACCAUAGCACUGGAUUCUACUAUAAUUCGGAAAAUCAACUGUAUUAUGAUCCAGCAACCGGAAUUUAUUACUAUUGUGAUGUGGAAAGUGGCCGAUAUCAGUUUCAUUCACGAGUGGAUCUGCAGUCUUACCAGGCUUCUGGUACUCAGCAUACCAAGGAUAAAAAAGGGAAAAAGAAGAGAAAAGAUCCAGAGUGGAUUACCUCAAAUGAGUAUAAGGAUUUGGACACAGAAGAGCAGAAAUCUGCUAACAAUCUGAAUUGCUUUGCCACUACUGAGCAAGUAAGUUCUACUGAAGAAGAAGAAUCUCCAAGUGUGAGAAAGAAGACUAAAAUGGACACAAACAUGCGAAACAGUCUAACAGCCAAAGAUUCGGUUUCUACAGACAAUAUAAAUUCACAUUUUGGCAAAAGUACCCCAGAUACUGCAGCAUGUACAGAUGACAGUAGAACCAUAGAUACAGAAAGUGAGCCAGAAGAAGGUGAAAUUACUGAUUCUGAGUGCGAAGAGUAUAGCAGUGAGGAUGAAGUGACAAGUGAAGAAACUGCUGAUUCAGAAGUCUCAGAAAAUGAAGAUGAAGAAAAGAUUUGGCCUCCUUGUAUCAGAGUAAUUGUAAUAAGAUCACCAGUACUACAGACUGGAUCACUUUAUAUUAUCACAGCUGUGAAACCUGCUACAAUUGGAAGAGAAAAAGAUGUUGGACAUACGCUUCAGAUUCCUGAAGUUGGAGUCAGUAAGUUCCAUGCAGAAGUGUAUUUUGACCACGAUUUGCAAAAUUAUGUUCUUGUGGAUCAAGGGAGUCAGAAUGGAACAGUAGUUAAUGGAAAUCAGAUUCUCCAGCCCAAAACAAAAUGUGAUCCCUACAUCUUGGAGCAUGGAGAUGAAGUGAAGAUUGGUGAAACUGUACUUUCUUUUCAUAUACAUCCUGGCAGUGAUACUUGUGAUGGUUGUGAACCAGGACAAGUCAGAGCACAUCUUCGUCUGGACAGGAAAAAGGAAUCUUCUGUUUGCCCAGCACUUAGCAAAGAAGAGAGAGAGUUAGUCAGAAGAAAAGCAUUAAAACAAAUACGGGUAAAAUAUGGUUUACAGAACACAGAGUAUGAAGACAACAAAGCAGUAAAGAAUCCAAAGUACAAAGACAGAGCAGGAAAACGCAGAGAGACCAUUGGAAGUGAAGGAACUUUCCAGAGAGAUGAUACUCCAGCUUCUGUCCAUAUUGAAAUCAGCAACAGCAACAAAGGACAUAAAAUGUUGGAGAAGAUGGGAUGGAAGAAAGGAGAAGGCCUGGGCAAGGAUGGCGGUGGUAUGAAGGAUCCGAUCCACCUUCAGUUACAUAAGAUGCAUGCAGGUUUGGGUACAAGUAGACCAGCCUCAAUCGAAGAUGUUCAGAUCAUCCAGAGCAAGAAUAAAAAGAACUGGGAUAAAGCAAGAGAAAGGUUUGCUGAAAACUUCCAAGAGGCUAAAACACAAAAGGAUACACCUAAGGUUAUGCCUUGGGUUAGAGGGACUGUAGAAUAAAAUUGACUGGUCCCACAGCAGGGUAGUUCCUGUGUGUAAAUAGUUGGGAGAGAAUUUAUUUUUAUUCUUUUUUUUUUUCUUUUGCUAAAGCAGAAGUUUGGUGAUAUGUAACAUACCGUUGUGAAAAACCUCUUCAAGAUUAACUCUAUGUUCAUUGGUUUUCUGUAAUCUCCACGCUUUUAUAAAAUCACAUUUUUAAUAAGAAAUGACUGAAACGUAGAGGGAUGUUCAAAUAUAAGUACUUGAAAGUGAUUCUAUCAUGAGCAGGAACUUUCUUCAAUUGUGUUAACACAAUACUUCAUGGAAAGUAGAACAAAAUAUGUUACAUUUAAACUUAAAAAUAAUACCCUUAACGUUGGAGCAGUGGCUUAAAAGCAAUCUGAAGCAAAAAAACAAAACAAAAAAAAACCUCACCCAAAGCUGACUUACAGAACAGCACAAGAGCUUCAUAUUGCCUUUUUCUCUCCUCUCUUCUGUGUAUGCAGUGCUCAACAAGAGC